Messenger RNA from Brassica oleracea var. oleracea, 867 nucleotides. RefSeq names its product nuclear pore complex protein NUP88-like. The transcript is spliced from 3 exons. NCBI's taxonomy places the organism in Eukaryota, Viridiplantae, Streptophyta, Magnoliopsida, Brassicales, Brassicaceae. The record is from RefSeq and is a predicted model, not a curated record. The coding region runs from base 389 to 817 and encodes 142 amino acids.
UGAUCGUAUGAAGGAUGUGAAGAGUAGAGCGCUUCCGAUAAGACCGGCGAGUAAAACGAAGGUGAUGAUCGUAUGAAGGAUGUGAAGAGUAGAGCGCUCUCGAUUAUGUUGAACGUAAUGUGAGGCAAGCAAGUAGAUCACUGCAGCAAGGGAAAAACAUGAUUGUUGCGGGCUUUGCUGACUUGGGAUCGAGCCAAGUGUUUUGGCUGCUGUAAGAGAGUGAGGCAAGCAAGUAGAUCACUAUAGUUUGUUCACGCUGAGGCCUCACUGAUGCCAAACCUUUAUAAAUGUUUAGUACUUUUCCAUGUCUCAUCUUUUUAUGGUUUUGUUUGACUAAUAAGUUGCUUUGUAUGUACAUUGCAAUAGUAUAUACAAAUGGGAAUUGAUAAUGGAGAUUUACAAUGAUGCUAAUAAGUCACCCAAAUCGAUAGCUGUUAGCAACUCCAGUCAGGCAAUUGAUUGGUUGGAAGCUGUAUUUCUAGAUUUGACUGAACAUGGAACUAGAGGUGAUAAUAAAGUGGUGGUGAAAGCUCAUCCUUAUGCUUUGCUUGAUGCAUCAUUGGCUUUACAAAACGAAUAUACUCUCUCCACGACGAUGGCGUUGAUUCAACAGCCUUACACUCUCUUCCCUUCACAAGUUCAGGCCACAGGAAGAGAUGCAGCUCUCAAAACGCCAUCUGUUCACGCCGUGCUAAGUACAUGCCAAGAAGAGUCCGACGUAUCAUCUCUGUUGGACAAAACUACACCGUCACAGAGGGGAGUUCAAGCCGCGAAACCAACGAGACAGAAGACACCCCACAACAAGAUUAAGGUGUGAUAUAUAUGUUUCAUGUAAAUACUCAUGAUAAUCUAGUUUAAAUUCUAUUC